Messenger RNA from Thunnus maccoyii (southern bluefin tuna), 1580 nucleotides. RefSeq names its product retinol-binding protein 2-like. Lineage: Eukaryota; Metazoa; Chordata; Actinopteri; Scombriformes; Scombridae. The record is from RefSeq and is a predicted model, not a curated record. The coding region runs from base 1073 to 1477 and encodes 134 amino acids. Gene Ontology annotation, cellular component: cytosol; nucleus. Gene Ontology annotation, biological process: fatty acid transport. The transcript has 4 exons. Gene Ontology annotation, molecular function: fatty acid binding.
GCAUCUGUCAGAUAGGGCACUAUAGUGCUGCAGUUGUGAAACCAUAUCACGACCACAGCAUUUUUUUUUUCACUGUAUGCUCUUUGAAAGCACUUCAGCUCCUCUGAAAGAGAUCCAGAGAGAAAACUGUAUUGAUUAUGGCUGCUGCUGAGAGACAGUCUCUGGUGAUGUCUGAGAUAAAGAACAGAAGCAGGUAUUAGAUGGCAAUGCAAAAUCCAUUUCACAUUUCUUAAACAUAAAUAAUGAACUGCAGUCAGUUAGACUGUGGCCUUGACCCAUACCAAUCAGCCACUUUGCAUAAGCCAGCAGCUGGGCUCCUUGGACAUGUAACACACAAAAACACGGGGAUGAGUAGGUGCACAGAAACUCUUUUGUUGAUAAAGCAGCUCCAGCUGAUUGAGACAUAGGUGUUUUAUCUUGAACUGAUUCCAAAAAAAGAGUGAAGAAACUUCUGAGACAUUUUUUGUGAAAUAAGGAUUGAACUGCGGUCUUGUGGAGUUGCAUUUGUGUCAACAAAAUUUCUCCCAAUGAAGUUAAAAACUUUGUUCUCUGACAUGAAACCAGAAAGGGAUCUUUCCACUGCAAGCCCCAAAAGACUUGAGACAUAAACUUAUGAGCAGUCAACAGUCAACUGAGGUAAUCAGCACUCGUCUCUUUCCCUGCUUAUGCCAGCAUUUUGAAAUGAGUGAUUGCAGAUGCUGGCUUGCUGGGAGGAAAUGGGUAAAAGUGCAGUAGACUAAGUGCAUCCAAGUCUAUGUGCGCACACUUAUAGCACAGACACACAAGUCUGUAUAUCCAGGUCAUAUGAUAUUUGUAUCAACACACAGUUCAUGUAGAGAAGUGUGUGUUCACAAUGCACAAUGUAAACCUGAACUUUACAUCACACACCAAACACACACACUGCCCUUAAGGAAUUAUCAGGCGGACCCUGUCCUUUGGUCCACACAUGCACACGCACACACACACACACCCACACACACAGAGUGUAUAUAAAGGGCUGGUUCCUUGAGCUGUCAGUCUGACAAACGAACCUAAAGACAAGCUGCUACCUUGACUCACAGACCAGUCAAAAAUGCCUGCAGACUAUAAUGGACGUUGGGAGAUGGUGAGCAACGAAAACUUCGAGGAAGUCAUGAAGGCCCUCGACAUUGACUUUGCCACCAGAAAGAUCGCUUCCCACCUGCAUCAGGCAAAAGUGAUCGUCCAGAACGGGGACAAGUUUGAAACAAAGACCCUGAGCACCUUCAGGAACUACGAGGUCAACUUCACCAUUGGAGAAGAGUUUGAGGAGCACACAAAGGGCCUGGACAACCGGAAGGUCAAGACGCUGGUUACCUGGGAUGGUGACAAGCUGGUGUGUGUUCAGAAGGGAGAGAAGGAAAAUCGUGGCUGGAAACACUGGAUCGAAGGAGACAUGCUACAUCAGGAAAUCACUGUGCUCGACAAAGUCUGCCACCAAGUGUUUAAGAGGGCAUAAUAAGAUGGGAACAAACUAUCACUGCUCAAAACUGUCGUGUAUUGCAUGUUGCUGUCUAUUUAUAAUGUGACUGUGAAGACCUGUAAUAAAUUGAUUGAAAACA